Molecule: messenger RNA, 1272 nt
Organism: Meloidogyne enterolobii
Lineage: Eukaryota; Metazoa; Nematoda; Chromadorea; Rhabditida; Meloidogynidae
Source: the annotation of a GenBank genome assembly
AUGCGUCGUCUUCGUUCAAUGUUUACUUCUAGAGAAAGGCAUGGUGGACAACAUACAAUUUCCCCCCAAUCUUCAGUUGAAGACGAACAACAACGUUCUACUAGCCCAACAACCCCUUCAAAUUCUUCUCAAAAUUCUUUCGAUUUUUUUGUUGACGAUUUAAUAAAUAAAAAGUGGAGUGAUGAAAGUUGGGCGAUGAAUGUGGAUUUUGCUUCAGAUCCGUCUGCAUGGGAGAAUCAAUUUGGCUUUACUUGGAAGAAAUUGGAGGGACUUUUGAAUAAAACUAGACGUGAUAAAAAUACAAUUUUGAAGGUCAACGAGCAUUUAUCUAUUUUGUGUAAAUUAUUAGUUAUGGAAGUCAAUUCCCAAGCAGAACCUAGUAUUGGCCCAAUUUUAGAACAAUUCUUUACGGAAUCAAUUCUUAUGUUGGCACACAAUUGGAUGGUGCAAGUUUCCCCUUUUUAUGUGCAGUCUUGUCAGGUUCUUCUUUUACAUUUAUACGAAAAUAUGGUUAAUUGUUGUCAAUGUCCACAAUCUUUACUUGUACAUAAGCCUAUACUUGUUCCUUUAUUACAACUUUUGCAAUGGUGUAAACAAUCUUUUAAUGUUAGACAUUCUACAAAAAUACAAAAAUAUCCAAAUUCUGUUGUUAGUAAUUGCUUGUUAAAUUUAAUUAAUCAGAUUUUUCGUCAAAUAGCAGAACACGAAACUCUUUUACACUUCUUUUUUGAUUCCUCAUUAAUUUUAAAUGAAGAUUGGGCAAUAAUAGAAGGAAGUAAUUCUCCAAAAAACGAAGCAAUUUUACUAAAUGAACAGAAUUUACACAAACCUUUUUUAAUUUUUGAUAUGCUAGUCCCCUAUCUUUAUGGACCUGAAUUUACUAGCCAAAUUGCUAGAGAUGCUUUGUUGUUAAUUAUGUCGGCUUCUAGCAAAAAUGGAUUUAUUGCUGAACAUAUAAUUCAAAAGGGAGAUUUAUGUCAUGUAAUGUCUGCUGGUCUUUCUGCUUGUUUUUCUCAACUCCCAAAAUGUGUAUUUUCAGAGUUUGCUUUAGAUUCUAACGAAGCUCACAAAUUGAGUGUUUUCGAUGUUAAAGGGAUGCCUCAACUCUAUGAAUUCCACAACGCUUUACUUUUUACAAAUUCUGUUGCACAAAUUGCCCAUUAUUCAAUUACCCGUCAAAUUGUUCACUUUAUUUACACUGGAUUUUUGUUAAAAGUGUUUAAAUCAUCUAUUGUUGAGGUUUUUUUUAAUUUUUCGAAAAAUUUUUAUUGA